Molecule: messenger RNA, 7520 nt
Organism: Parus major (Great Tit)
Lineage: Eukaryota; Metazoa; Chordata; Aves; Passeriformes; Paridae
Gene: FAM117B
Product: family with sequence similarity 117 member B
Exons: 8
Coding region: 215-1915 (566 amino acids)
Source: RefSeq, a predicted model, not a curated record
GGCACUAUUGUUGAUGAGGCGCACGGAGGCUGCGGGCACAGCGGCGCGGAGGGGACGGGACCGGGACGGCACCGGGAACCAGAACCAGGACGGGGCUGCGGCUGCCGCCGCCGCCUGAGGCGUUGGACCUCGUGAGGUGCGGCCCGUGCCUCGCAUUCUUCCCUCCCUUCCCCGCCUCAGGCCGCCUUCCGCGAGCCCCGGCUCCCGACGGACAAUGUCCCACCAGCGCGUGAGGCGCGGCGGUUCCCCGACCCCCGCCACCUCCCUGGCGGGGGGAGGCGGCGCGGCGGCGGCGGGCGGCGGAGCAGCGGGAGCGAGCAGCCGCCUCCAGCCCAUGCGGGCCACGGUGCCCUUCCAGCUCAAGCAGCAGCAGCAGCAACAACAUGGCAGCCCCACGAGGAGCAGUGGCGGCCCGGGAGCGGGGCUCCCACGCGCGGCGCCCCCCGGCUCCGGCGGGCGCGGCGGCUCCGCCACGGCCCCGCCGGGGGGAGCGGGGAGCGGCGGCGGCGCCUCCUCCUCGCGGGGCAGCCCCACGCGUGGCCAUGGUGGAGCCCGGGGCAGCCCCCCGCGGCACCACCACCUGCCGCCGCCGCCCCCGCCGCCGCCGCCGGGCUGCGGGCCCUCGCCCUGCUCCUCGCCGGUACCUCCGCUGCCGGAGGGCAGGGUCCGGCACCACCACCGGCGGCAGUCGCCGGAGCCGGGCAGGAGCUCCCCAGAAAGGAAGAGUCCCAGCUCCCCUGUCUGCAAAGACAAAUCAAGACCACCUUCAUCAAGCCCUUCCAGUAUUGUUCGCCGGACGUCUUCACUGGAUACGCUUGCUGCUCCAUACCUUGCUGGGCAGUGGCCUCGGGAUAAUCAUGGACAAGCUGCUCCCUGUAUGAGAGACAAAGCCACACAGACAGAAAGUGCCUGGGCUGAAGAAUAUUUAGAAAAGAAGAGAAGCUCACACAAACGUUCAUCAUCAUGGGGCAGCAAUGAACAACUAAAGGAGAUUGCAAAAUUGCGUCAACAGCUGCAGAGAAGCAAACACAGCAGCAGGCACCAUCGGGACAAGGAAAGACAUUCUCCUUUUCAUGGCAACCAUGCAGCCAUUAACCACAGUCAGGCUCCCAUCCCAAAGAGUGCUCUUGUUCCUGUGAUUCCUAUUACCAAAUCAACGGGGUCACGAUUCCGAAACAGUGUAGAAGGCUUGAAUCAGGAGAUUGAGAUAAUAAUAAAGGAGACAGGAGACAAAGAGGAACAACUUGUUCCUCAAGAUAUUCCGGAUGGGCACCGUGCUCCACCCCCAUUGGUGCAGCGCAGCAGCAGCACUCGCAGCAUUGAUACACAAACACCCGGUGGAGCAGACAAGGGCAGUAACAACAGCAGCCGCUCCCAGUCAGUAUCUCCAACCUCAUUUCUCACCAUCUGUAAUGAAGGCAGUGAGGAAAGUCCAUGUUCUGCAGAUGAUCUGCUUGGUGAUUCCAGAGAUAAAGAAAAUGGGAAUAAUUCUCCCUUGCCAAAAUAUGCUACCUCGCCAAAACCCAACAACAGCUACAUGUUCAAGCGUGAACCUCCUGAGGGCUGUGAAAAGGUGAAAGUCUUUGAGGAAAACUUGCCAAAGCCAUUGCAUGAAAUUCCGGCCUUCUAUUGCCCUGACAAGAACAAAGUGAAUUUCAUUCCGAAAAGUGGCUCUGCUUUCUGUCUUGUCAGCAUCCUCAAGCCACUUCUUCCCACACAGGAUCUCACACUUAAGGGCACUACACACAGCCUGACUGUCUCCUCCAGCAUGACGCCUGGUUUGUUACAGCCCAUUUCUAUGGCCUCCUUGACUACAAACACAGAUCAAGACAGGAUUUCUCGCGGAACAAGUACAGUAAUACCACAGACCUCUCUGCUCCAGCAGUCAGGAUGUAUUGAGGAAGCUGAAGAAUAAUUUAGAUUGUCUUGACAUUUUUCUGGGCAACUACUGGGGAAAAAUGGAACCAAUUGACUGGACCUUUCUGAUCACACACAUGCUUUGUUUUAACAAUUUAUGGCACUGCCGUAAUCAAACUGUUUGUAUAAUUGACAGUUUGGUAGCACAUUGAGAAGUUCAGGAGGAUGCAGCAGCUGAUAGGCUGUUGUACAUUCUGCUUUUGAAGACUCUGGUUUUGUUUCUCUCCUGCUUUUUUUAAACACUGGUGAAAACAAAGACUAGUCAUAAUCCUUAUCCAUUUAAAGGACCAGUUGUUGUGAUGGUGUGUGUCCUCUGACUUUUUUUUCCCCAUUAAAACAAGUCUCAAGACCAGCCAGCUGAUCCCAUUUACCAUUGUGAUCUGCAGAGGGAGGGGCAAUCAGAUGGUUUUGCAAGAUGUCUUUUGUAUGAAAAUGUGUAUUUUGUAACAAAAUUUUGCCUUUUCUGGUUUGUAGCAGAUGGUGUUUCCUGGUGAUGAUCCCCCUACCCUUUUUUUCCCUUUUUUUUAAUUAAUUUUUUUUAUUUUUCUUUUCUUUUUUUCCUUUGGUAGGGAAGGUUCUUUAAUACUUGGCUGGCUUACAGCUGAUGGGACCAAAGGAUUGCUGGCCUAUUACAGCAGUCUCAAAUUAUGCGACCUUGCUGAACAGCCUCAGACCUAAACAAAGCAAGACAAGUUAAUGCAUUUGAAACUUUUAAAACAGAAGAGUAUGCAAAAACAGUGUUAGUAUGUAGUGUACUUUUUUUUUAUAUCAAAAAUUUGUGCUUCUGGUAAGUCACAAUCUUAAAACUCCUUCCUUCACGAAAUUCCUACUAGUGUUGGUUUAUUGGCUGGAAAAUUACAUUUUAAAGCACUUGCCCUGGUAUUGUUCUAUUUGUCCAUAGAAUUUUUGUGCAGAUGUAGGGAAAAAACAUAUUAUCUUCUUACUCAGUAUUCUUCCUUUCAGAAAAUACUUGGUUCUUACAGGCUUGCUUAGGUCUUUAUGAGUCAGCCUGAAUCAUUAAUCACUCUUGGUACAAAUUUGCUCUGACGUGACUCAUCACUGUAUUAUAGACCGUGGCCACAUAAUACUGAAAUACCUGUGCAUGGUUCCCUCCCUUUUGUCAUAGUGGUGCUUGUGUGUCCGUUGAAGGUGAUGGUUUGUCAGGCAUGAUAUCUGUUAUGCAGAAGUUUACAGCAGCAGAUAUGUUCUCUCUUUUUGACUAGCAGCUUAGGCUGGCAUGUAAAACAGGAUUUUUUUGAUACUUGGUUUGUCCUGAUAAUGUGGCAGUUAACGGUUGCUUUGAAAUUACAAUAAAAGGCAGAAAUGGGGGGGAAAGGCAACUGCAAACAGCAACUGUUCAGGAACUUCACCGAGGUUUCUCGUGUUCCUGGAGUGCAUUACUUGGGUUUGAGUUCAUAGAAUUAAAGAUAUGCAGAAAACUGCAAUGACCUGAAUACUGGUGUUGUAGUCACUUACAAAACAAGUUGAUCUUGUACCUCGUUAACAGAUUCAGUAAUUUCAAAGUUAGUGUCAGUGGGCAGUGUCUGGGUCUGAAUAUUGGUCUGUUACACACAAACAGGUCUCACUGGCUUGCAUAUACACAACCUGUAUUUACAUAGCUUCCAUGGAUCAGUUGUAUUCUCAGGUCUCCUCGUAAUGGCAACUAUUUAAAGACGAUCCUGCAAAUAUAACAGUCUUGUUCAGUGCUUAAUAUGAUGAAUUUGCUUGCAAACGUUUCAUUUGAGAGAACAAACCCCCUGCAUAUGUGUGCAGAUAAUAAUCAUAAUUUUGAUGCAUAUUUGCUGUUCCUUUAAAUCCUUUAUUAGUAACUGCGAUUGCAUGUACUUUAUUCAGCAAGUGUAAAUCAUACUAGAAUGUGCAGGUUCUCUAUUCAUAGUAUUCUGAAAACAUAAUGCAAAAAAAAAAUCGAUAAAUUAAAAUUGUACCAGGAGGUAUGAAAAGUAUUUCACCUAUUAAAUUAGCAAAUAAGUGUAAUUUGGUUUACUAUCUAUCUUCCCAUGAAAAUGGACAGGAUUUUGAUUUGCACUGACAUUAUCAGUCAUCUGGAGUUGUUGAGGAACAGAGUUUUAAAAAUAAGCAGCUUUGUGCAUCAAACUUGUGUAAUUUUGCCAGUUGAUAGUUCUUUUCUGAGCUUUGUGGAUAUUAAUUUGUUUCUUCUGAAACACUACAGUGCAAUUUGAAGUCUAAAAUGAACUGCUUUAGAUAGGUUUGUUUAAACCUGGUGUGACUGAAUCCAGAUCAUAUUCAGGUGGAGGAAGUGCUUUUAAGUCUGUUUUCUAUUUCUGUAACAGUAGCAUGUAAAGAACUUCAUUGUUGCCAAACUGCCUAGUGCUUUAUUAGGAGAUCUUAACUGAAUGGUUAAGAGCCAUUAAGAAGGGCUAAAGUUAACAAAUAGCCUUUAUUACAGCCUUGACACUUAACUGACUUCACCAAAAUGCAUUCUGAUGUUUGUUUUCAUCACAGUGUGACUCUCCCAAACAGCAGUGGGCUUUCUAACCUUAGGACUUUCUUUUGCACCUGUUGUUGUAGUACUUCGAGUAUCUCUCUUGUAGUUUACCUUGUAUGUUAUUGGACAAUGUACUGUACAAAUUAGUGAGCUGCUCUGAUAAAAACCAAAUGUAAAUGUGUGAAGUUUUUGCUUUUUAUAAAAAAAAACUGCAUUCAGGACAACAUUCAGUCUUUUUUAUAUGCAGGACAACUCUACUAUUGCUGUGGCAGCUCAAGUUUAUUAUGAAUCCACACUAAAAACUCAGAGUUAAGAAAAUAUGACAGCUCUUGUUCUGAGACCAGCUUUGAUGUGUGCAGACAAAAAUUAGCCUUAAAUUUUUUAUGUGCUGUCUUGUGCCAUCGCAUAGCUGUUAGCUAAAGUAUUUAAAUCUAUUUGCAAAUAGCUUUGAGAGUGCAUGGAGCUUUUUAAAGAUUCUUUUAUGUAUAGAGUGGGAUGUUAAUUUGUUGGGGGAGCUGACCUGUGCAUUACACAAGCACAGUUUUACUGAAAGAGUUCGAAUUCUUUUGGCUUACUGAAAAUCCUAACUAUGCAUAGACCUAGUCAGUUCCUUGAUUGCCUACUUUGUAGCUUAAGAAAAAGUAAAGGUCUAUUUUUAUGCACAACUUGACACAUUUGAUAUUCUUGUUUUCUUGAUGUUCUACACUUCUAGCCACACCGAAAGGCUAGUGGUUGUGUUCAACACUGGCAGUUGAUCUUGAGAUAUACUAAAUGAUGUUUCUCCAGUUGUAAGUUCUACUUCGAUCACAAGGAGGGAGUUCAUUAUCAUGAAGUCCAUGGUGACAAUUGUGAUUAUUAGAAUUGUUUUUUUAAAAAAAAAAAAUUAAAGGCAGAGGAGAAGAGGGGUCCUUUGGUAAAGUUUGACCUGCAUUAGCUAUUCUUUCCUUGCUUGGUGCCAUAAUUCUGUAGUAUUUAAGUACUUGGCAAAGUAACUGACAAUGCUUAAGUACAUAUAUCUUGGAAAGAAAUUCUUGGUUUCAGGUACAUAUCCCAAGUGAGGGGAAAAAAGGAAUGAAAAUUAAAUAUUGCUUACUGUGGAAGUAAAUGAUUGUUGUGUUUGAUUUACGUAAAGCAAUAGAAGCUCUUAUAAAGUAUGUUUAGUCUCAGGGCUAUUUUUUGAUUUGUUCUAAAAUACAAUUUCCUGGAAUUCAGAGUCUGAGACUGUUGAAAAACACUGAGGCUGAGCUUUUUGGGAAGAAGGAAGCAAAGUCAUAUCCAUUAACCUUUUCCUCUGCCUCAGGCUGAACAUCUUGUUGCUGAUUAAGAGAAUUCAGUAGUAUCACAGUAAUUCCUUGGUGAAUUCUGUGAAACCUUCUCUCUCUGCCAUCUCUAAAAUGCUGACUGAUAUCUUCACAGAAACCCAGUGAUGUCCAUAUUUCCUUGCUAAAUGUUUCCUUGCUGAGUACUUGACAGCUUCUUCAUCAAACUGUGAGGGCAGAGGAUGUGUAGGCAGUUGCCAGAGACUUGCAGUUAGAGAGAUUGUUCCUGCAGGGUGACUUCUUGGGUCAUGAUUUCCAUUUGACUCAUUGUGUGCAUGCACACAUACAGUCUGGAUAGGUCUGCUUCUUCUAUCUGUGUACUUGGAGGCAGAGCUGGUAUUUUUGAGAACCUUUUACUAUUUUUUUCAUAUGUACAGACUUGCAGAGCUGUUCCCUUCCAGAACUGAUGCAUACUUACAGGCAUCUCUAAAGCAAAGAUUGUAUGUUGGUCUUACUUGUCCUCAUGAGAUUCAUAUAAGCUGCAAAAAGGAAAUAAAAUCACCCAAACACUUGAGAACAUCAGGACUUUGCUUUCUCCAUGUAAUUCCGUAGUUCAGGUCUGCGCUCUUCAUUAGAUGACUUAGACGUGAGCCAUGUUGAUAUAUGUUAAACCAACAAUGUUUGCUCUUAGGAAAGGCAAUAGAAGUUAAGCCCUUCAUAACCUAGGGAGGUGAAAAGCACUGGGGAACAAUUGGUUUUACUCUGAUCAAAGAAUUCUUGUGGAAUUGUUUUUCUGAAUAUGGGUGUACAGGAAAACAAAGUGACUAAUCACUGCAAGAUGUACCUGUGUAUUUCCUUGAUGUGAGUUUGUGAGCAUUCAGAAACUCUGGAAAUCAGUUCUGCUCUUAGUGUUCUGUUUAUACAAAGAAUUACUUAGAUGCAUUGUUUGGAAACUGUUACUUUGUAGGUCAAGUGGGGAGAGAAUGUUAACCAUUCACAAGUUUUCAGUGAAAUUCCAGUUCUGUACCCCAGCUGAACCACAAUGGUUUCUUUCUGAAUGCUCCAAACGUAAAUGGAAUCCUGUUACUGCUUGCUUGGUUUCAUUGCAUGUCAUCAGUAAAUACUUAAGGUAUGGUCUUUGUUUAAUAGCUGUUCAUUGGGAUUUGUAUUUGACUACAGAGACUUCUGUAGUGUUGACAGGUCUAUCUGAAUAGCAGAAGAGGACUUGGCCUGAUAACACUGCAAAUUAACAUUUAUUACACAAACUCUUCAAACAACUCCCUUUGGAAAAUCUACUAAGCUAAAAAAAGAAAACAACCCCCUUCUGAACACAUCAUCCAUCCUAAUUGUCCAUGUAUUGAUAGUUAAGAACAUAGCUUGGCUUCAUUCUAAGUUAUUUCCUAUCUUGAAAUGUGCAAUUUGAGAGGGCAGCAGUCAAGGGAUGUUCAAAACUGCCAUUAGAUUUGCCUUUGUAUGAAAUUGGCUGACAUGUUUUCCUCUGUUACACUGUGAUAACUUGUGGACAUGUUCUUGCUUAUGUUGUACUGAUAGGUUACUUGUUGCAUGUAAAGCAAUUUUUGUAAGCAAGGGGAAUUCCAGGGAUGUUCUGCAAAAAAGGGCCUAUUCCGAGGUGAUGUACACUGUUGUAAAACUGGAGCAGCUCAACUAAUUUCAGUGGAAUUCUUGAUUUACACUAGUCUUUUUGCUAUGUGUAGUUAUGCCAGUACAAUUUUGCACAAUGUUAUUUGAAUAUUGCAUUCUGAUUUGUAAACUGUUUCUACUGAAAACAGUGAGAAUUUUACAAACUGCAAUAGCGGAAUGUUUUUGGCCUUUUUUUUUUGUUUUUGCCUAAAAUAAAAAGUUGUCACUUCAAGCUA